AUGAUCGCACUUAAUUUUUUAAAGAUCGAAAAGCUUUCAUCGGAAAACCUUAAUCUUCGAAACCUUGAGGAUCUUCCUGACAAACUACGAACAGCUCAAGCACGUGUCAGGAACACCACAGCUGAAAACUCUCAUCUUCGAAACAAACUUGAACAAAUCGAGAACACCGUCGAUUCCGAUCAAAGAAAAACCAGAGGAAGCAAAGAAAAGAUCGACAGGCUUCAAAAAGAUCUUGAGCAGAAAAAGCUUUUGAUUGAGGAGCAAAGAUCGAGGAUCAAGAAUCUUGAAAAAGAAAGACAAGAUCAUCGAAAAAAAAUUGAGUCGCUGGAAGAAAAACUCGACGAUCAGACCUCUUCUUUAUGUCAAAAUAAAAGAACAAGUCAAAAUCUACGUCGGCAUGCCCAAGAUAUCAAAAUGGAAAAAGAAGCUGUUUCACUUGAGCUUCAUAACCUGAGAAAGAAGGUAGAGGAACUGGAGGUCCAGGAAGCAAAAAUGAAGAUUGAUAUGAACAGAAAAGAACGAGAGUUCCAAGCGAAAAAGGAACAGCUUCAGGCGGCAAAUGAAGAUAUGGCGGAAUCAAAUGAUAAAGCUCUUCAACUACUACGCGAUCGACUGAAUGAAAUCAACGGAACCAAGUCGGAACUCGUCAACACCGUCAACCUCCUCGCCAAAGAGCUUUUCGCAAGAGUCGGCCGACAAAAAGCUUCAAGACAAUCUUCUCAUACUGGCGUCCAGUCUAAAGUCUGCGAGAUUCUGGACAUUUCAGCAUCAGAAUUUGGAAACUUAAUGACGGACAAGGGUGAUCAAUCGUGGCUCCAGAGCAUACGAGAUGUUCUUGAUGCAGGUGCUCCGUUCGCCGACACUAUCGCAAAUUCCUUCAAAUACCAGUUAGAUGAGCUCACCCGCGCUUCCGCCCCAGUUUCUGGCAGAUAA
Molecule: messenger RNA, 933 nt
Organism: Oikopleura dioica
Lineage: Eukaryota; Metazoa; Chordata; Appendicularia; Copelata; Oikopleuridae
Source: the annotation of a GenBank genome assembly